AUGCCGGGUGUUCCAACAGGUCGGGCCUGCGACGCGUGUCGCAAGCAGAAGAAAAAGUGCGACGAGAAACAACCUGCAUGUGGACGAUGCCUUCGUCUGAAAGUGAGUUGUGUGGGGUCUGGUCAGAAACGAUUUCUGUUCAAAGAGCAACAAUUUCUCCCAAACUCCAAUCAAAGCGGCGAAAAGGCUCUCCUCUCGAGAUGGAGACCAACACAGAAAGAAAAAUAUUCCUUUGAAAUACCCCGGGCAUGUCCUGGCAACAGUAUGACAUUGUUGACUAAUUCGUUUGUCGGCGCCAUAAAACGAUCCACCGACCUCCGAUACAAUGUCUGGUGGUCGUUCGGCAUUUUCCUGGAAGAUGUACCCCGACGACUCGGGAGUAAUGAAGCCCUCGACCGUGCAGUUGAUGCGCUGACCACUGCCCACGCAAGCUUCUGCACCCGCCAACCAGUUCGGACUGAGGCGCUAGCCAAGUAUUCACAUGCUCUCAAAACCCUAAGAGUUUAUCUAGAUGACCCACUCCAGGCGAGUGCCUCCAAUACACUAUGUGCCGUGAUGAUACUUUUAAUCUGCCAAGCAUUCAUUGGAAAUCCCGCGCAAAUGGUAUCUGGACAUGCCCAAGGGGCCGCCAGCAUUCUGCACGCACGAAAGAACUUUGGGCCACGCGACGACUUUGAGCGUAAAUUAUUCCUCUCAUUACGGGGAAGCGUGUUAUUCGAGGGUUUAUACAACGAUGCUAUCGACCUCAGCCCCGAGGAGUGGGAUGCCUUAGUCGAGAAUGACUACGAUCAAAAUGAACCCGAAGGCCAAAUUUUGCGAUGCCUAGCACGGGCGCCAGUUUUAAUGAAACGCGGCAGACGAGCCAUACGUGAAGGCGAAGGUUUAACACCCUUAACAAUGGAAGUCCGACCAAUAUACGAGAAAUGCAAAUUGAUACUGGCCCAAUUGAAAGCACGAACAGUCGAACACGAAACGCCGGAGGUCAGCACCAUGACAGAAAACUUCGUGGCUAGGAUCUUGCGAGCACAUUAUCUCCGCACCCAUGGAAUCGGUCUCGCAAUCACAAUAAUUUUCAAUUGCAUCCUUCAGGCACUGGAUCCCAGUGACUACUCCUGUAUGAUAGAAUCAAGGUCUCUUGUUAAAGAGACGCUCGUACAUGCCCAGGAGUCCAAUGUGUACAGACCGGUUGGAGCAGGAUACGUAAUAAUGUGUCUGUCGGCGGCAUGGGCCGUUACUGCAGACCCCCAGCUGCGGCUAAUGGUGGAAGCCACAUUGAUUGACUACCAUGGUGAUUUUGUGACCCCCGAUGGUGUGAACGUAGCCCGUGAGCUGGAACGGGCGAGUGAGAACCUAUGGCUGGGAUCGACUGCUCGAAAACAUGCAAUUCCUAUCCCCUGA
Penicillium mononematosum is the source of this 1398-nucleotide messenger RNA. RefSeq names its product Zn(II)2Cys6 transcription factor domain-containing protein. The coding region runs from base 1 to 1398 and encodes 465 amino acids. Lineage: Eukaryota; Fungi; Ascomycota; Eurotiomycetes; Eurotiales; Aspergillaceae. The record is from RefSeq and is a predicted model, not a curated record. The transcript is spliced from 3 exons. Gene Ontology annotation, biological process: regulation of DNA-templated transcription. Gene Ontology annotation, molecular function: DNA-binding transcription factor activity, RNA polymerase II-specific; zinc ion binding.